UAACUUUGGGCCUUCCUCCAGCCCUGUUUGUCACUUUUGCAGGUGUGGAUAUUUUUAUUGGAUCCAUUUCCUGAUCUUUAAAGGUCCACAGAAUAUGCACGGUGGAGCAGUUGUGGUUCGGUCCUGGGUUAAAAUCCCAGCCUGGGGUCUUUCUGCAUGGAGUUUCCCUGCACAUGUGUGGGUUUUCUUCAGGUUUCUUCCAACAGCUAGGUUAAUUAGUCUAAAUUGCUUCAGAUCUGGUUGUGUUUCCCUUUGGUGCCCCACUACCAUUGAUAUAUCAUGAGCUGUAACUUAGUCAUCUUAUAAUAAAGAUAGGAAAGCUGUGAUGAAAGUGUUUCCUCUCCUUUUUUCUGUCAUUUUCCCAUUCUCCACUCUCCUAAUUGGGUGGUUCUUUAAUUCCGGCCCAGCCCACCAGGGGGGUGGUCUUGUGACGUAUCCGGCCUUGGAUCGCUGUCUCCCGGACCGCCUCCCAGCUGAUCCUCGCCGUGUUCCUCCUUCCUCUCCCCCGCCGCGCCGUUACUUCCAGCCGGGCCGCUGACGCUCUCCCUCCCCGGGUCAGGAAUCAUGGAGCUCCAGACGAUCCUCCCGGCUCUGCUCUGCCUCGCUGCCGCCGGGCUGCAGUCGGUGACCGGCGCAUUUUCGCGGCGAGGACCGAGGGUCACCGAGAAGGUGUUUUUUGACAUCACAGUAGGAGGUCACGAGGUGGGCCGGAUCGUCAUUGGUCUGUUUGGAGAGGUCGUCCCUCUAACUGUUAACAACUUUGUCGCUUUGGCAACAGGAGAGAAAGGUUACGGCUACAAGGGGACAAAGUUUCACAGAGUCAUUAAGGAUUUUAUGAUCCAGGGAGGAGACUUCACAGCUGGAGACGGAACCGGAGGUCACAGCAUCUAUGGGACGACAUUUGCAGAUGAAAACUUUAAACUGAAGCACCUAGGAGCCAGCUGGGUGAGCAUGGCCAACGCUGGUCCGGACACCAACGGCUCACAGUUCUUCAUCCUGUCCACCAAGGCGCCGUGGCUGGACGGGAAGCACGUGGUUUUUGGCAAAGUUCUGGAUGGGAUGGCCGUCGUUCACACCAUUGAGCUUCAGGACACCAACGACAGAAACCUGCCGUAUACUGAGUGUGUCAUCGUCAACAGCGGCAGGAUCCCGGUCAAAGAGCCGUUUGUAGUGGAGGUGGAUGGCUGGUAGACGCCUUCUGCUGGAGACCAAUUACUGAGUUCAUGAACACUGAUUCUCAAUGUGAAGCCCCAUUUUAAUCAGUGCCAAAUUAAUAUUUUCAAAUCAUUUGCAUAAUUUACCGUACUAAUGGUAACACACUGGAUAGGAUAUUUUUGGGGAUUUUCUUAGAGCCCAUAAAGUUUCACUUCUUGAGCUGAGCUCCUAAAUAAAUAGCUUUUUAAGUAAAAUUAUUCCAAAGGUGGACUCAAUGCAAGCACGCUAGUUUGAAAUGCUAGCUUAAAGCUAGCUGAUGUUAGCAUGUUUCCAUGAUCCCAGGGCAUGCUCACAUGCUAGCUCUGGGCUAACUGCCAGAUGCUAACAGAUAAAAAGCAGCCAGCUAGCUAACUUAGAACCAGUGUUGUGCAAGUUCGGCCUCACAAAUAGAUUAAAGUUCUGUUCAUACAGAUUCAUUCAGAGAUUGCAUUAUUAUAUCACACCAUUACAAGGUUUGAUAUUCUAAAAUAACUUCUCAAUGUUUUGGAAAAAUGUCAUGCAAGUUGUUCGCAUCAAAAUCGUGUUAGUUUGUAUUCUGGUGUCUGGGAACUUAUUCAUAUCCGUCUGUUCCCGUGUUUACAUGUGGUGGAUCAUAAUUCAGGUAUGUUAAAGUUUACAAAUUAGGGCUGGACAAUUAAUCUCAUUUGCAAUAUAAUCGCAAUUU
Molecule: messenger RNA, 1879 nt
Organism: Fundulus heteroclitus (mummichog)
Lineage: Eukaryota; Metazoa; Chordata; Actinopteri; Cyprinodontiformes; Fundulidae
Gene: ppic
Product: peptidyl-prolyl cis-trans isomerase C
Exons: 6
Coding region: 565-1191 (208 amino acids)
Biological process (GO): protein peptidyl-prolyl isomerization; protein folding
Cellular component (GO): intracellular membrane-bounded organelle
Molecular function (GO): peptidyl-prolyl cis-trans isomerase activity
Source: RefSeq, a predicted model, not a curated record